Messenger RNA from Dimorphilus gyrociliatus, 1948 nucleotides. Lineage: Eukaryota; Metazoa; Annelida; Polychaeta; Dinophilidae. The record is from the annotation of a GenBank genome assembly.
ACAUUUUUAUACUUCCUCCAAUAAGCUCUUGCAUAGCAUGAAAAAUAGAUAUUGCUGAUACACCUUAAAUCAUAUCUAGAGAUUUGAUUCGCUGUCAUCUAAAAAGAUUACCUAAUCUAUUCUGUUAUCUGGAGUGUAAGUUAGUUAAACAUUAUCGCUAAAUUAGUGUUAUUUCUAUCCUUAUACCUCCUUAUAGAUUACCAAAUGUAACAUUUUAUGCUUAUAUUAAACCCUAAACAUUUUCUGUGCUGUCCCUAACACACACGCCCAUCCCAGUGUAUCAUCGUAAAUUUUAAAAAUAAAAAAACUUAAAUUUAUAGUUAAAAGUGUUUCUCUUUGCACUUAGUUUUAAGUGUUGAUUUUUUUUUAAAAGAGUUGUUGUCACAGCAAAUAUUAACAGCGCCUGAUCGAUUUUAUUGUUAAUUCGUCUAUCGUAUCGUCAUAACAUUCGUGUACUUUAAGAGACUACUCAUUUUAUACAGAAUAAGGCAAUAUCAUAAUGCAAGAGCAACAAAAUCCAUCCUAUACCACUGAAGGACAGCAACAGUCUCAGCCUCCGCCAUACGAAUUGAAAGCGCUCUCUAAACGGUCGUCAUUGCUUGUUAAAAUGACGGAGAGAACGCUUGAUAUUGAGGAUAAUAUUGAAUUGCCUCAUAAUUCUAACAAUUCAACAGGCAUCCAACAGCAACCCCAGCAAUACGGCCAACCUCAGCAGUACGGUCAACCACAGGGCCAGCCACCAAAUCAACCUCAGUAUGGGGUAGGUCAACCCCAGUAUGGUCAGCCUCAAUACGGACAACCUCAAUACGGACAACCAGGACCUCAGGGAUACGCAGGGGGUCCACCUCCUCAACAAAUGCAGCCCUACGCUGGAGGGCCAGGACAACCUCAACAAGCAACUUGGAUGACUAAGCCAGUGUUUAGUGGCUGUCCACCAGGCUUGGAAUAUCUAACUCAAAUAGAUCAGAUCCUAGUCCAUCAGCAAAUUGAGUUAUUGGAAGUUGUCACCAGUUUCGAAACCCAGAAUAGAUAUGUUAUCAAGAAUUCCAUGGGCCAACAAGUGUACUUUGCUUCUGAAGAGUCUGAUGUUUGCAUGAGACAAUGUUGUGGUCCGCAAAGAGGCUUUGCAAUGCAUAUUUCUGAUAAUGCUGGACAAGAAGUUAUCCGCGUACAAAGGCCUUUUAAAUGCUGUGCAGGAACAGCUUGUUGCGCUUGUUGCGAUCCCUGUGCACAGGAAUGCGAAAUUCAAGCACCGCCUGGCCAAACAAUCGGCUAUGUGAAACAGUCGUGGAGUUGUUUGGCGCCAAAAUUUGAAGUUUUGAACGAAAAUCAGGAAACGAUAUUUACCCUUAGUGGGCCGAUAUGCUUUUGUCAAGGUAACGUUAAAUUGAUUCUUAUUUUUAAAGUGUAUUUAAAUACUGUGUUUUCUUAACCUAUUCAUGUAGGACCUUGUUGUAUGUGGGAUAUCGAAUUUAUUUUGGCCUCACCUGAUGGAGCAGAACAAGGUAAAAUUUCAAAACAAUGGAGUGGAUUAGUAAAAGAAUACUUUACAAACGCGGAUAACUUUGGCAUUAAUUUUCCAAUGGAUUUAGAUGUUAAAAUGAAAGCAGUUCUCUUAGGAUCCGUUUUCCUAAUUGACUUUAUGUUCUUCGAACAACAACAACAAAACAAGCAGUAACUUUGGUGACUUGAAAAUUUAUUUUGGAUAUUUAUCAUUUAUGUUUUUCCUUCUUUUUUCCAUUCUUUUUUUUAACUUUUAACUAAUACUUAUCAAUCUCUUUUAUGCAAACUUUACAAAUGUUUUGAUGAGAUCUGUAUUUUUUUUUUCUUAUAUCUUUUUUAAAUAUGUAUUAUCAGCCUUACAGAUUAAGAAGGGGCUUUACUGCAUGUAUUCUAUAUGACGAAGAGGGAUUAUUAAUAAGAAGUGAAUUUCUCACAUUUUUUUUUU